CAAGCAUCUACCAUUUCUUUUCCGGCGACGGUACCUUCUUGCUUCGGCAACGUGGAUUGCGGUGUAUUCAGCAUUACUAGUUGAAAUUUAUUUCGUCUUUUAUUGCAUAAAGUGUGAUAUUUUAGUAAAAUGACGGAAACUCUGCAGAUGAAAGGUGCUCUUCGGGGCCAUAGUGAUUGGGUUACACAAAUUGCAACCAAUCCUAAGUAUCCUGAUAUGAUAGUUUCUUCUUCCAGAGACAAAUCUAUAAUUGUUUGGAAAUUGACUCGUGACGAAGCCAACUAUGGAAUUCCCCAAAAACGACUUCAUGGCCAUUCCCACUUCGUGAGCGAUGUUGUGUUGUCAUCAGAUGGCAACUACGCACUUUCUGGAUCUUGGGACAAGACUCUGAGACUGUGGGAUUUAGCUGUGGGAAAAACCACUAGGAGGUUUGAAGACCACACAAAGGAUGUGCUGAGUGUGGCGUUCUCAGUGGAUAACCGUCAGAUUGUCUCCGGCAGUCGAGACAAGACCAUCAAACUUUGGAACACCCUUGCUGAAUGCAAAUAUACCAUUCAGGAUGAUGGCCACAGCGAUUGGGUAUCUUGUGUACGCUUCUCGCCCAACCAUGCCAACCCCAUCAUUGUUUCCGCUGGCUGGGACAAAGUUGUCAAGGUGUGGAAUCUGACCAACUGUAAGCUGAAGAUCAACCACUACGGUCACACCGGGUACCUCAAUUGCGUCACAGUGUCCCCAGAUGGUUCUCUCUGUGCCUCCGGUGGAAAGGACUGCAAAGCAAUGCUGUGGGAUCUGAAUGACGGGAAACAUCUUCACACUCUGGACCACAGCGAUAUCAUCACAAAUCUUUGCUUCAGUCCCAACCGUUACUGGCUGUGCGCUGCGUAUGGUCCUCACAUCAAGAUUUGGGAUCUUGAGAGCAAAGACAUGGUGGAAGAGCUGAAGCCUGAUUUUACAUCGUCCCAGACAUCUAAGGCUGAGCCACCACAGUGCCUGUCUCUAGCAUGGUCGACAGAUGGCCAGACUCUGUUUGCUGGAUACUCUGACAAUAUCAUCAGAGUAUGGCAAGUCUCUGUGUCUGCUCGAUAAAAUCUUGUUCAAUAAAACUUUGAAGCGUU
Molecule: messenger RNA, 1115 nt
Organism: Homalodisca vitripennis (glassy-winged sharpshooter)
Lineage: Eukaryota; Metazoa; Arthropoda; Insecta; Hemiptera; Cicadellidae
Gene: Rack1
Product: guanine nucleotide-binding protein subunit beta-like protein
Exons: 7
Coding region: 130-1086 (318 amino acids)
Biological process (GO): positive regulation of protein phosphorylation; rescue of stalled cytosolic ribosome
Cellular component (GO): nucleus; cytosol
Molecular function (GO): protein kinase C binding; translation regulator activity; ribosome binding
Source: RefSeq, a predicted model, not a curated record